CCGAGAGACCCCAAUCCCAUGCUGCUCUCCCAGUCUCCAGCCGCUACCCAUCCGCAGCUUCCCACCUCCUCCCGCCGCACGCGCCGCUCCGCACAGCCAUGCCCGCGCGGCGCGGCCGCCGAGUCGCUCCUCCCUCGCGGGCUGCGGCCGGAGUCGCUGCCGCGCCACGUGGCGGUGGUGAUGGACGGGAACUCGCGGUGGGCGCGCGCGCGGGGCAUGCCGCCGGCGUUCGGGCACGAGGCCGGGCGGCGCGCGCUGGUGGAGACGGUGCGGCUCUCCCGCGCCUGGGGCAUCCGCGAGCUCACCGCCUUCGCCUUCUCCCACGAGAACUGGAGCCGCCCCAAGGCGGAGGUUGACUUCCUGAUGGGGCUGUUCGAGCGGGUGAUCCACGACAGCGUCGCCGAGUUCUUGAGGGACGGAAUUCGCCUACGUGUGAUCGGCGACUGCUCGAGGCUGCCGGCGUCUCUGCGGAGGACGGCAAGGGACGCCGAGGAGGCAACGAGGGACAACUUGCAGCUCGACCUGACGCUGGCGAUCAGCUACAGCGGGCGAAGGGACAUAGUGCAAGCCUGCCGGAGCCUCGCCCAGAAGGUGCGCGGCGAGCUGCUCAGGCCGGAGGACAUCGACGAGUCGCUGUUCGCCGGCGAGCUGGAGACGAGCCGCGGCACCGAGCUCCCGUGCCCCGACCUGCUCAUCCGGACCAGCGGCGAGCUGCGGCUGAGCAACUUCUUGCUGUGGCAGUCGGCCUACUCGGAGCUCUUCUUCACCGACACCCUGUGGCCGGACUUCGGGGAGGCUGACUACCUCGAAGCGCUGUGCUCCUUCCAGAGCAGAGACAGGCGGUUUGGCCGGAGGAAUCCGUAGCGCAAGGCCACCAAAACUUGGUGUUUUUAGAAGCUUUAGUGCAUGACUCACUUGAUCAGUAGGUACAUUGGGCAGAUAAGGGCAUUUCUAGCAGAUCUCUUCUGGGUAAACUGUCAAAAGUGCUCCUUAUUCCACUUUACUUUUUUUAGGGAUAUCACUAUUUUGCAGCUAGCAGACCCCCUA
Molecule: messenger RNA, 1047 nt
Organism: Triticum dicoccoides
Lineage: Eukaryota; Viridiplantae; Streptophyta; Magnoliopsida; Poales; Poaceae
Product: isoprenyl transferase-like
Exons: 3
Coding region: 19-864 (281 amino acids)
Biological process (GO): polyprenol biosynthetic process
Molecular function (GO): ditrans,polycis-polyprenyl diphosphate synthase [(2E,6E)-farnesyl diphosphate specific] activity
Source: RefSeq, a predicted model, not a curated record